This is a messenger RNA of Asparagus officinalis (garden asparagus), 1981 nucleotides long. Its product is annotated as lycopene epsilon cyclase, chloroplastic. Gene Ontology annotation, molecular function: oxidoreductase activity, acting on paired donors, with incorporation or reduction of molecular oxygen. The coding region runs from base 96 to 1655 and encodes 519 amino acids. Gene Ontology annotation, biological process: carotenoid biosynthetic process. The record is from RefSeq and is a predicted model, not a curated record. NCBI's taxonomy places the organism in Eukaryota, Viridiplantae, Streptophyta, Magnoliopsida, Asparagales, Asparagaceae. The transcript is spliced from 12 exons.
UCUCUCUCUCUCUCUCUCUCUCUCUCUACCCUUUUUUCUCUCUACUUCUCGAUCCCAACAAAAAACCCCAAAAAAACCUCGCUUUCUUUCCAAAAAUGGAAUGCCUCGGCUGCGCGAGCUCAGCGGCGCUCUCGGUCUCGUUCCACGACUUGGAGAUUUCGUCGCGCAUGAGUUUGCUUCCGGGCUGCCGUCGCCGGAGGGCGGCGGGGAGGAGCCGGCGACGCGCGGCGGCCGGCUUCGAUAGAGUGGAGGAAUUCGCGACGAGGAGCGACUAUAUAAGGCGGGAGGGAGUUGAGAUUGUUUAUGUUGAAAUGCAGGGGACGAAGGCGAUGGAGUUGCAAGAUAAGAUUUCGGAUAAGCUGCCACCCAUACCUUUCGGUGCUGUCUUGGAUCUGGUGGUGAUUGGCUGUGGUCCAGCUGGUCUUUCUCUUGCUGCAGAAUCGGCAAAGAAAGGAUUGAACGUCGGUCUUAUUGGACCUGAUCUUCCAUUUACUAAUAAUUAUGGUGUUUGGGAGGAUGAAUUUAAAGAUCUAGGGCUAGAAGGUUGCAUAGAGCAUGUCUGGCAAGAUACAAUCGUAUAUCUCGAUAGCAAUGACCCAAUUCUAAUUGGUCGAGCGUAUGGUAGAGUUAGCCGGCAUUUGUUGCACGCGGAGCUUUUAAGAAGAUGCCAGGAGUCUGGAGUGACAUAUCUUAACUCAAAGGUGGAAAAAAUCAUUGAAUCAAAUGAUGGUCAUAGUAUUGUUGCUUGUCAAGGAGAGAUCAUGGUCCCUUGCAGGCUUGCCACUGUUGCAUCUGGAGCAGCGUCUGGGAAACUUCUUGAAUAUGAGGUUGGGGGGCCACGUGUCUCUGUGCAGACAGCAUAUGGUGUGGAAGUUGAGGUGGAAAACAAUCCAUAUGAUCCCAGCUUAAUGGUUUUCAUGGACUACAGAGAUUUUGUGAAAGAAAAAGAACUAUGCCCCGAAGAAAAAUAUCCUACAUUUCUUUAUGUGAUGCCCAUGUCAUCUACAAGAGUAUUUUUUGAGGAAACUUGCUUGGCUUCAAGGCAUGCUAUGCCCUUUGAUCUUCUUAAGAAAAAACUGAUGUCACGCUUGAAAGCCAUGGGUGUUCGAGUAUUGAAAGUCUAUGAAGAGGAGUGGUCUUAUAUUCCAGUUGGUGGAUCCUUGCCAAAUACUCAGCAGAAAAACCUUGCAUUCGGUGCUGCAGCCAGUAUGGUACAUCCAGCCACUGGUUAUUCGGUGGUGAGAUCUUUGUCAGAAGCCCCAAGGUAUGCUUCUACAAUAGCAAACAUACUGAAGAAAAGUGACCAAUCCAGGCAGAACAUUCUCGUUACAAGCGCUCAAAAUCCCUCGAUGUUAGCAUGGACAACAUUAUGGCCUCAAGAAAGGAAACGUCAACGGGCAUUCUUUCUCUUUGGCCUAGCAUUAAUUAUACAGAUGGAUAUUGAUGGCAUCAGAACAUUCUUUCAAACUUUUUUCCGGUUACCAAAUUGGAUGUGGUGGGGAUUCCUUGGCUCGUCCCUCUCCUCAAUGGACCUUAUAUGGUUUGCAUUUUACAUGUUUGCCAUUGCGCCACACAGCAUGAGAAUGUGCCUCGUCAGACAUCUCAUGUCCGAUCCGACUGGAGCCACUAUGGUGAAAACAUACCUCACCCUGUAGAUCACUGCAUAUAUUGGGAAUCGCCUUCCACAUCUUAAGUUUUGAUCAUUGUAUAUAUCUUACCAUCAACAAGUUGCAUCUAUAUGUAGCUUUGGAUCAGAUUGGAGUUCAUAGUAAGAUAUCAAUCUCCAUAUAUAUAUUUGUUAAUAGAUGUUUAAUUUGUGUGUAAAUUGCAGAUAUAAUGAUGGUGUAAUCACUCGCAUACCACUGAAAAAACUCUUAUGUGUUGAUGAGACAUCAAAGUAUCAGCUAUAGUUUCUAAAUCAUCAAUGCUACAUAUUCUAUGCCGGUAGCAACUUGAAGUAUUAAGCUUUUAUUAUCUUGUA